Molecule: messenger RNA, 1731 nt
Organism: Cololabis saira (Pacific saury)
Lineage: Eukaryota; Metazoa; Chordata; Actinopteri; Beloniformes; Belonidae
Exons: 2
Coding region: 1-1731 (576 amino acids)
Source: RefSeq, a predicted model, not a curated record
AUGCCUCUGGCGAAGCCAGAGCCCCUUCCCCAUCAACCAUCAACCAUCAACCACCAACCACCAACCACCAUCAACCAUCAACCACCAACCAUCAACCACCAACCAUCAACCAUCAACCACCAACCAUCAACCAUCAACCAUCAACCACCAUCAACCACCAACCAUCAACCACCAACCACCAACCACCAACUGUCAACCAUCAACCACCAACCACCAUCAACCAUCAACCAUCAACCACCAACCAUCAACCACCAACCACCAUCAACCAUCAACCAUCAACCACCAACCACCAACCAUCAACCACCAUCAACCACCAACCACCAACCACCAACCAUCAACCAUCAACCAUCAACCAACAACCAUCAACCACCAACCAUCAACCACCAACCACCAUCAACCAUCAACCAUCAACCACCAACCAUCAACCACCAUCCAUCAACCAUCAACCACCAACCACCAACCAUCAACCACCAACCAUCAACCAUCAACCAACAACCAUCAACCACCAACCACCAUCAACCAUCAACCAUCAACCACCAACCGUUAACCACCAACCAUCAACCAUCAACCACCAACCACCAUCAACCAUCAACCAUCAACCACCAUCCACCAUCCACCAUCAACCAUCAACCAUCAUCAACCAUCAACCAUCAACCACCAAUCACCAUCAACCAUCAACCACCAACCAUCAACCACCAACCACCAACCAUCAACCACCAACCAUCAACCAUCAACCACCAACCACCAACCAUCAACCAUCAACCACCAACCACCAACCAUCAACCAUCAACCACCAACCACCAUCAACCAUCAACCACCAACCAUCAACCAUCAACCAUCAACCACCAACCAUCAACCAUCAACCACCAUCAACCACCAACCACCAACCAUCAACCACCAACCACCAACCACCAACCAUCAACCAUCAACCACCAACCACCAUCAACCAUCAACCACCAUCAACCAUCAACCACCAACCAACAACCAUCAACCACCAACCACCAUCAACCAUCAACCAUCAACCACCAACCACCAACCACCAACCACCAUCAACCACCAACCACCAACCACCAACCAUCAACCACCAACCACCAUCAACCACCAACCACCACCAACCACCAACCAUCAACCACCAACCACCAACCAUCAACCACCAUCCACCAUCAACCACCAACCAUCAACCACCAACCAUCAACCACCAACCACCAUCAACCACGAACCAUCAACCACCAACCAUUAACCACCAACCACCAACCAUCAACCACCAACCACCAUCAACCAUCAACAAUCAACCACCAACCACCAACGAUCAACCACCAACCACCAACCAUCAACCACCAACCAUCAACCAUCAACCACCAACCACCAACCAUCAACCACCAACCACCAACCAUCAUCCAUCAACCACCAACCAUCAACCACCAACCAUCAACCACCAACCAUCAACCACCAACCAUCAACCAUCAACCACCAACCAUCAACCAUAAACCAUCAACCAUCAACCAUCAACCAUCAACCACCAACCACCAUCAACCAUCAACCAUCAACCACCAACCAUCAACCACCAACCACCAACCAUCAACCAUCAACCACCAACCACCAACCAUCAACCACCAACCAUCAACCACCACCAAUCAUCAACCACCAACCACCAUCAAUCAUCAACCAUCAACCACCAACCACCAACCACCAACCAUCAACCACCAUCAACCACCAACCAUCAACCACUAA